AUGACCGCCGGCACGGAAACAUGCGUGAAGGUGGUGGUGCGGUGCCGGCCGUUGCUCGGCCACGAGGAUGGCGCGCUCGACGUGUCCAAAAUCGACGAGGCCGGUGGUUCGAUUAAGAUUGGUGACAAGACCCACAAGUACGGCCCCGGCGGCGCCGUCGGCGGCACCGGGCGCCACGACGCCAUGUACGACGUGACGACGAAGCCGCUCGUCGCGCAGCUCUUCGACGGCUACAACGCGACGGUGCUCGCGUACGGGCAGACGGGCAGCGGGAAGACGUACACGAUGGGC
This is a messenger RNA of Aureococcus anophagefferens, 291 nucleotides long. RefSeq lists its product as hypothetical. The annotation marks the transcript as partial. Gene Ontology annotation, molecular function: microtubule motor activity; microtubule binding; ATP binding. The transcript has a single exon. Gene Ontology annotation, biological process: microtubule-based movement; mitotic spindle organization. The record is from RefSeq and is a predicted model, not a curated record. NCBI's taxonomy places the organism in Eukaryota, Pelagophyceae, Pelagomonadales, Pelagomonadaceae.